Molecule: messenger RNA, 1472 nt
Organism: Panicum virgatum (switchgrass)
Lineage: Eukaryota; Viridiplantae; Streptophyta; Magnoliopsida; Poales; Poaceae
Product: translation initiation factor IF-2-like
Exons: 1
Coding region: 381-1184 (267 amino acids)
Source: RefSeq, a predicted model, not a curated record
CUCCUCUCCCCUCCCACUUCGCCAGCAGCGGCGGCAGCGCAAGCGAGCGAGGCGGGCGCUGACACGCCACGCGGAAACCAGCAGCCAUCUCCGCCCCCCAGAUCGGCGGGGAUCAUCACGCGGCGGCUCAGCUCAGCUCCGGCCUCGCACGCGAGAUCCAAACGGGGACACCCCCCGCACGCCUCCCCAGGCGCGCCACGCCCUCCCCCACUUUAUUACCCCACCCGAGAGCGUGCCUCUGGCCGCGCUCGCCUGCCGCUUGGAAGAAUAGGCGCUUCCCCCUUCGGUUCGGCUCCUUCCUCCCCCUGCCUGCCUUGUCCGGGCUUGCCGAGCGGCGGGUGGGUUGGUUGGUUGGCGUCGGGGAGGAAGAGGAGUCGACGAUGGAGGGGCGGGUGAUGCGCCGCAGCGUCACGCUGGCGGACCAGCUCGCCGCGGUCGGGCCGCCGCCGGCGGUGGGUGUGGCGGGGUCGUGCAACCUCCGCGACCUGCUCAAGCUCCGCGACGGGGACGACCUCGCGGCGGGGCGCCGGGCGGCGGUCACGCUCGCCUCCGCCAUGGCCGCCGAGAGGCAGGCCUCGCUGCCGCCACCCUCGUCGUCGUCCGCCGCCGCAGCCGCGGCCGCGGCGCGCACCCUCCUCGACAUCAUCCGGGACGACCAGCAGCCGCCUCCCGCCGCCGCGUCGGGGGCCGGCGCCGGCGACCCCGCCCUCGUCCGCCGCGCCGUGUCGCUUCCCGCCCCGAGCACGGCGGCCUCCCCGUUCGCGCCCGCCGAGGCCGCCCCUUCUCCUGCUCCGCCUCCGCCUCCGCGGCCGGCGAGCCAGCCGCCCACGCUGGUGGCGGCGCAAGAGGAGGAGGAGCAGGGGGAGAGGGUCUCCCUGAUGGCGCUCCUCGAGCAGACGGACAGGCAGUGGAGCGCCGGCGCGGCCCCGCGCGAGGAGGACUUGGCGGAAGCGGAGGCGCCGGAGCUGGUGGAGGACGACGCCGACGCCGACGCGGAGCCGGAGGCCGCGGGCAAAGGGGUGGUCGCCGGGUGCUGCUGCGUGUGCAUGGCGCGCGCCAAGGGCGCGGCCUUCAUCCCCUGCGGCCACACCUUCUGCCGCCCCUGCGCCCGCGAGCUCCUCGCCGGCCGCAGUCGCUGCCCGCUCUGCAACGCCGCCAUCGUCGACGUCCUCGACAUCUUCUGACCCCGGGGCCCCUCGCCCAACCAUCCCCCCGGGCCCCGGCCGGCGCUGCCGACACCUCGGCCGGCGAAAUGCGCUCGCCGACGGAUCGGCCAACCCCGCGACCGCAACUGAAAUAGGAUCCAGACAUAGAUAGAUCUCUCCUCUCUCAAUCAACUCUCCCCUUCCAUGCCCUGUUCUUGUGCUGCUGCUGCUGCUGCGAUUGUGAAAAGACUAGAACAUGUUCGCGACUUCAAUUAAAGAGCAUCACCUGCUGCAAAAAUUGCGACUAAUCAGCAUUUCCGUCGUGCA